Alternaria incomplexa is the source of this 1515-nucleotide messenger RNA. RefSeq lists its product as uncharacterized. Gene Ontology annotation, biological process: CENP-A containing chromatin assembly; chromosome segregation. The transcript has a single exon. The coding region runs from base 1 to 1515 and encodes 504 amino acids. The record is from RefSeq and is a predicted model, not a curated record. NCBI's taxonomy places the organism in Eukaryota, Fungi, Ascomycota, Dothideomycetes, Pleosporales, Pleosporaceae.
AUGGCUACCGCCCCCGACUACAAGAACAUCCCCCACUCCCACCGGCUGCCCGUAAACCACCGCGAAGUCCAGCGAACCUUCACCAAGCUCUCCCGCCAGUCCCUCGUAUCGCUCGCGCUGCAAUGGCUCAGCAAGAAGAACCGCGACUUCUGCAAGCCAUACCUCCUCGGCGAUCGGAUACAGGAUGAGGAUGAGGAGGAGAUAUACGAGCCGGCGCAAAGCUAUGAGGUGCUCCAGGAGACGUACAAGCAGCUUGCCGCGCGCAAAGGUGGCAGGAGGGAGCUGCUCGACCGCAUACUCGAGGGAGACUGGCGACACGGCAUAUCCAUGUACCAGCUGGCAACGGCUGAGAUCCAGUACCUCCUCGACCAUCCAAAUGCCUUGCGCUGGACAGCCAAGCGUCUUACUAAAAUACCGAAUGCGCGAUCACCAAUAACGGACAUGGAAGUCACAAACGAUUCAGACCACCUCCCACGCUUCCAGGCGCAAACCUUCAUGUCCAAUCUUGCAAGAGAAUUGACGCCACUGAUGAAGGCGCAUUACCUGAUGACACGGAUAAAAACAUCGCCCAUGACCAUACUACGCGUCUACAUACACGAUUCGCCCUACAGCAACGAGGCAUCGCUGACCGUAGAGUCUAGUAGCACAGACAGUGCGAAAGCCGUAUUCUUCGUCUGGCCAAAUGGCUCGCCUUUUGUAUAUUCGUCGCUAGCAACGCUCACCGGCCAGGUCGUCGGAGAUGAGGGGCGGCAUCUGAGGGACAUCGUGCAACAAGCAAUACCGAAAGCCUUCUCGAGACCUUCUGCGCGUUACCAGUUGACAAGCACAAACUUCACUACCAAGUCACUCGAUGCGCUGCUCACGUAUCGCGGUCCCGGCAAGAGCAAUGCAGCAGCAGGUGGUUGGAGCAUCUUUCAGGAUCAUAGUUUCAGCCAGAAUGCGCUAGAUUUCAUUACCACACAAAAAGGCGACGGACAAGAGAAGAGUGCAGGCGAAAAAGCCAGUGCCGCCGGUGGACCCAAGACUGGGCCAGGCAGGCCUAAGCGACCACUGGACGACAAAGAGUCUUCAGAGGCCAAACGUAGAAAAGAGAUAGCCGCUGGCCGGUUCGGUAGCUCGGCGCAGCCCGACGAUGGUCAAGGCCUUGAACGAGUCGAAGUUCGCAUUGAUGACCCAUUCCCGUCUCCCGUCAAUGGCAGCACUGCGACGCAAGUAGACGGUGAUACAUCGAACCUCGAUGCCCAGACUUCUCACCAGGCACGACGUGGCCGUCCUUCCCUUCUCGAUAGAACCGCGGAAGAUAUUGAGGAAAUACGAAGCGAAGAAGGCUGGGUACCGAAUGUGCGAGUCGCUUUUCAAGGAACGCAUGUUUUCGCUGGCAUCAGACAACUGGUUGAAGAGGGUAUUGUAGAUGGUGAGAAGAUGCCAGGUUGGAUGACUGGCGAAGCAGGUGUCACAAUAGGCUCGGUCAAGGACGGGCGCAUUCGGAGCAAGGGAGGUGUCCCAGGUGUAUGA